AUGUCAGUGAAAAGAAAGCCAUUGUUAACACAAUUACUAUUGCUUCUUUUAACCAUUUCUUCUAUAAGAACUGAUACGACGGAGGUAAGAAAAUCAGAGAAGAAGAAAUAUAAGCCGCAUUCCUCCAAGUCUAAACUAAAUAUAGAUAAGGGAAAUCCAUGGCCGUUUUUACCGAGUCCCGGAAGUCAUUAUUCUGCGACCAAGGGAUACCCAAGCUAUCCAUUUAUGAUCGUUUCCCCUCCAGGUAAGAAGUUGAAAAAUUUGUAUGUACGCGUUGAAAUGUUGUUAGACUUGGGUUAGCGACACAGGCUCACACGCUCAACUUCACAAAUGUUGUAAGACGAUUAUACUGCAUGUCCGUCUCAUUUUUUUAAAUUUUCCAUCAAAUGGCUACUGUAUAUAAUAAAAGGAAUUAACAUGCAUUUUCUCACUCUGAUAACUGCAGGUUGAACACCAUCUGCCGCACGAUAGUUCUUAGUGAAACCCAGCUAUACAGUGCUACAUAUAUAUAGUCGUCAAUAUUUACUGCCUCAGCAUAAAAACCGGACUAAUCAAACGAUGCUUCCAAUACAUGUAUUUACUAUCUAAUACAAGAUCAAGACAUAUAGUGAACAAUUUAAUCACUCUGACAACUCCAAUUAUAUAGUUACACUGUCUUUAAGUCUGCUUUACACUGGUCAAAGUUUCUGUGAUUACAGCAGGAAUUUUGCAUGGGUAAAUUCUAAGUUUUGAAGGGUUUGUAAGAAAUGUUAGAGGGAAUACCCUGGUUCCAGAGGUUUAUUUUUUUAUUUUCAUUGCGAAGGGGAAAGGAAAAAUAAACCUCUGGUUGAAAGCGGCAAUUGAUUCAUCGAGCCGCGCCAAUCAGUUUGAAUUAGGGUCAGAAACUGACUCUGUCUCCUGAUUAGAUGAUUGUGUUAAAGCUCUCUGAUUGAUUCAAAUAAAACAUAUAUAAUAACCAAUCAGAGAGCUUUAAUACAAUCAUCCAAUCAGGAGACAGAGUCAGGAUCUGACCCUAAUUCAAACUGAUUGGCUCGAUGUUAUCUAAUCUAGGUGUUAAACAGAUUGUCAAUUCCCUCAAACAUUUCUUACAAAUCCUUCAAAAUAAUUUACCGAUGCUAAAUUCCUACUGUGAUCACAGAAACUUUGAUAGUGUAAACCAGGUUUUGGUAAAACCAAACGAUACAAAAGUCUGACAUUGAAACGUGUUUAUUUAGGCCAGGAGAAAGAAGGCAACGAACAUUUACAAGACGAAAGAGGAAGUAAAUAUUUUGUGAGCAGACGUCAAUCAGUACCAGUCCCUCAAUCUGUAUUCACACCAGUACAACAGAACAUUGUGGGUUAUGUUCCAGUAUAUUAUAUGCCACAGUAUUCCAACACUUAUCAACCAGUGUACACGAGUUACUAUGAACCAGAUGUAUUUGGGAAUGCAGUCACUCAACCGUAUUCAGGUGGAGGGCAAAGCAUUCUUUAUAGUGAUUAUCAGAUGCAAAGCCCUUUCCUGUUUUCUAAAAGGUAAGUUUGCUUUUUACAUUUGAUAUUUACGUACUGUUUAAUAAACGAGCAGGAUUGCUUUAUCAAACAUAAAACACGAGAGUGCAGUUCGAGUGUUUUAUAUCUGAUAAAGUACGGACUGCGAAUGUUUUAAAUGGCUUUUCAAACACUCAUUAAUAAUUCAUAAGCUAAUUGACAAAUCAUGUCAACCAUAAUAUGUCACGUGCAGUGGCUUUAAACCUGAUAAAACACUCUAAUUAGUAUUCUUUAUAUAAAGAAUACUAAUAAGGCAGUUUAUUUAUUGAAUUUGUAGUCGUGUUUGAAGCCGUUUAAUAAACUCGCAGGUCGUGUUUUAUUAGGUCUAAAGCCACUCGCGCUGCGCGCUUGUGGCUUUAAACCUAAUAAAACACUCCUGCUCGUUUAUUAAACAGUACAAAAACGACCCAUCUGAUGAGUUCAUUGGCGAAAUAAUCUUAAAAAUAAACGUUUUCUAAGCGGAGAAAAUCAAAGCUAAAGUUGAUGUAAAUGAACAUGAUUUUUUAUCAUAUAUAAAACCACCGACAAGGCAGAGAUUUUCUUUGUCUUUUCUUCAAAAAUAAUUAUUAAUGAGUUUUUAAAUGUUUUUAUAGUGUUUGACUGCAAUGUACAGUAUUUCGGUAUGGUUCAGCAUUGCUGGAUUUCAUUUUUAAAAAAUGAUAACACCCCGUUUUCUUUUCCUUCAGAUCUGACGCGAAAAAGCCACGUGACAAAAAGCAGCCAAAGAAAAGACAAUUCGUUCCACGUCAUCACUGGGCUUUUAGCCAAUGGCCGUUUGACUCUCACGAAUACGCAUUUACCAAAGAUCCUGUAUACUCCUCAAAUCACCGUCACCUACCCAGAUGGGGACCUAUAGAAUGGGGCGGGGCAGGGCCUUGGCGCCACUGGGCUAUAAAUCGAGAAGGCCUCCCCUCGCCAUUUGGUAUUGGACUUGCCCCACACAUGGGGGGACAGGGAUAUGUUGGACUUGCAGGGCGCUGGCCUGCGGGACAUGGCUAUCCCUUACCCACUCAUUUCCCUACCCCACCCCAUCUAUAACAUUUGUUACCAUGAGUUGUAACUAAUUUAACCUGCACCAUCAAUAGUACGAGAAACUGCUCAAUCUUGUGGCUCCGGACUCCAUAACCCGAAUUUUACAGGCUAAUGCUGACUAGCCCCAGUGAGCAAGCAAAGCAGAAGCUAAAACUCGCUUAUCUGCAACGUCAACUAUGCAAGGGAACACAGAAAACACGUGACUCUUAGGAUAGUUUAUCUAAAUUAUACCUAUCUGAAUACUGUAUAUUCGUUGUAAUAUAGUAUUUGUAAGUUAGAAGCAGUCUAAUGUUGUUUAUUUGUACUACAAAUUAUACCUAUAGUAUCUUAAUAUAUUAGAUUCGUAAUUUAGUUUUGUAUAGAAUUUUUUCUUCUUUUUUUUGUUCAUGAAUAUUUUGCCCAUGUAUUUCUCUUUCAAUGAAGCUUGAUGUUUGUUGAUUUAUGAUAGUAAAGAAGCUUUUUUAUUAUCGCUUGUUUUCUGUUAUGGAUUAACAACAAACCGCACACGUUUUAAGACAAACGUCUCUGUGUUAAACUCUAUUGACUACUCUUGAACUAUUCCACAUAUUGAACAGUCGACUCAUUUCAGUAGAAGAUUUUUUUACCCUUUAUAUCGUAGCGCCCUUGCAUCAAAUAUCAACGAACAGAAACAUAUAGGUAGUUUUCGAAAUUUUGAACUUGCGUGAUUUUGUGCUGGCGCGCAAUAAAUGGUUAUCUUUCAUUGUUUAAAGCUGGGUUGAUUUAUACUGAAUAGCUGAUCUAUAAGUUCUAAAGGUCCAGAAGAGGUCACCCCUUCUUUAUUCAAUUUUACUACAGGAGAAAACUGGAAUACCCGCGUGGAGAAUAUUUGCCGUGUUUGGUAGAGUCAAAUUGGAAGCACUCUUCUUAAACGGGACGUGGUGAAAUUAUAAUCAAACACCUGCAAUCUUCUUGAUUUCUGUCGCAUUAACAACCAGAAACAAUUCCACGCUUCAUUACUCGCAAUGAAAAUUUAACAUUUUUACAAUGGCUUGAUUUAGAAGUCUCUAUAGUUUUGUUCGUUUUCCGAAUUUCUAAUCUACUUUUGUUGUUUAGCGCUCUGCUGUGAUGCAGUUCUGAGCGAAAAAAUGAAAGGAUUUCAAUGGCUGCGAUUGUCAAUUUAUGUUUUAUUACUUCGACUAUGGCUGAGUCAGUGUUUGCCUGUGAAAAGUUCACUCAAACAUAAUCACGGUAAGAUUUUAAACUUGGAAUAUAUAGAACUAUCACAAACUAUGAUGUUUGUGAUGUUACUCUGAGUGUAUAUCCACACCGGGCAAGCUUGAAAAAUAUGCCUGGCCACGGUGGGAAUCGAACCUACGACCUUUGGAAUACUAGCCCAAUGCUCUGCCAACUGAGCUACGCGGUCAGGUCGGUUCGAGUAUGUGAUAUUACAAACUAUGCGUCAUGUUGUAGAAAUGUGAAGAGAAAUAGAUAAACGCACAAUGCUACACUGAAUUGGAUUAUAACUUGCAUCGUAAGAUUAAGUAAGUUUAGAAAACAAACUCAAGGCGGUAAAUUUGAACUUUGUUUAUGAAUUAAAAUAAACACUUGAAAGGCAAGCUGUCGUCGUGUUAUUAUGUUGUGUUUCUCGUUGCCAAAUAAAAUAAUUUGGCGUUAGACAGAGUGAAGAAGUGUUUUAUUAAACGGUGUAGUCUGGGUCUGGAAAUAUGUUAGUAGGGAGUUAAGCUUUCACAUUAUCUUCGAGUUUCAUCCUAUUUCCGUCCCCAGAGCCAUUUUCACUCCUGAAGGGAAAUACUUAUGAUUGGCUUCUCAGAGAACUGCUGUUUCCCAGAAGUUGAGUAGUUUUCGCUAGGAAAAAUUAUCAAAAUAUGUCAACACAAAUACUUUGUUUCUUCGUGAUGCGUCUCUGUUAAAAUUGUUACGAGUUCUGAAGCGUCCCAUUUCAAGAGCAUGCGCUUUAGGAACUACUGCAAGUUUUCUUGCACUUCCGGUCCCGUGUAUCCCAAGGCCUAUGAAGGUCGCUCUCGGCCGUGAAGCCCUGGGAACGAAAAUAGUUUCAUCCUGGCAGAGAAGAGGACGUUGAUGACACAGUGUUCUUCUCUGUGACUGAGGUUUGAAUCCUGCAAUAUACUGUUGUCUGAUUGUAAUUUCACCUUGAAGUCACAUGUGAGAAGAGUGCUUUCAGGUUCUGUAUCUGUACCUAUCUAGGGAGAAGAUAGCGCUAUCGAGUACAAAAUUAGUCUCAAGUUGUUUUUUUCAGUUCGUAUUUCUAAGCUUGUUAUUAUAUUUAUUUUUUAGGUUUAUCUAAGAAUUUUAAGCGACACAAAACAACCCAUGAAGAACACCACUCUACUUCGCCUAUCAAACAAACGACAAUUCCUUGGUCAAAAGCUGAGCACGCUAAACCACAAACUCAAAAUGCCUCUUCGCGUACCAUGAGUGCAAAUGAUUUUGAGAAUAUGGCCAAAAUGUUCGCGUCCCCUGUCACAGCCCCUUUAAUAACGGCGCCAAUGAGUGACACACUUCUCCCUCCUAACCCCGUCGAGGCUCCUAACUCUCUCCCAAAUAUGCGUUGUAUAACCAGUUCGUAUGGCUCUGAGCUCUGCCUUCCUGACGCAAUCACAGGCAAUCAUCCCCCGUGUGCUGAUAACCCGCACCCAGGCGUCGGGCCGUGUGGGUUCCCUGGCACAGGUAUCCCAGGAUUUCAUCCACAGUAUCCGCUUGGCAGUAGAUGGAAAAUGACUAAGACUGGAUACGUUGCUGACACUAUGAAACAAUGCUUGCAGGCUCCAUUAAGUAAGUUUACGUUUCUCUUAUUCUGACACGUGAUAUUCGGUACAUGUGUGUUUUAUUUCUGUCACCACAUCGUUGUAUCUUCACCUCAUCCGCAUGGGCGAAGAGUGCUCCCAGUUUGACCCUAUCAAACACCACAGGAUACAGUAACACUGGAUCAAUAAGAGAUGAUACUUACUGGACCUCUAGGGAGAACAGUUUAGAACUGAUAGAUCUGUCCAGUAUAAAUAAAGUUAGUUUAGUUUAGGUUUCCUCCUGUAGUAACACUGGACCAAUAAGAGAUGAUCCUUACCGGACCUCUAGGGAGAACAGUUUGAACUGAUAGAGCUAUCCUGUGUAAAUAAAGUUAGUUUAGUUUAGGUUUCCUGUAGUAACAUUGGAUCAAUAAGAGAUGAUCCUUACUGGACCUCUAGGGAGAACAGUUUAGAACUGAUAGAGCUAUCCUGUGUAAAUAAAGUUAGUUUAGUUUAGGUUUCCUCCUGUAGUAACACUGGAUCAAUAAGCUAAGAGAUUGUUCUUACUGGACUUCUAGGAAGAACAGUUUGGAACUGAUAGAACUAUCCAGUAUAAAUAAAGUUAGUUUAGUUUAGUUUAGGUUUCCUCCUGUAGUAACACUGGAUCAAUAAGAGAUGAUCCUUACUGGACCUCUAGGAAGAACAGUUUAGAACUGAUAGAGCUAUCCAGUAUAAAUAAAGUUAUCCUACCACAUAUUUCCAACCUAAACUAAACUAACCAAUUUCUUCUUUCAGAUGAGGACUGUAAUUCCUGGGGAUGUGACUGGUUUGGAAAUUUCCUUGACGAUGAUGAUAAGAAAGGCGGAGGAGCGGGUGGUGGAGGUGGGGGAGGAGGGGGGGCUGCUGGAGGAGGGGCUGCUGGAGGAGCGGCUGCUGGAGGAGGGGCUGCUGGAGGAGGGGCUGCGGGUGGAGGGGCUGCAGGUGGAGGAGCUGCAGGUGGUGGUGGAGCUGCAGGUUUUGGGGGUGGGGGAGCUGCAGGUGGUGGAGGAGGUGGAGCUGCAGGUGGAGGAGCUGCGGGUGGAGGUGGUGGGGCUGCAGGUGGAGGAGGGGGAGCUGCAGGUGGAGGUGGGGGAGCUGCAGGUGGAGGUGCUGCAGGUGGGGGUGGAGGCGGAGCUGCAGGUUUUGGGGGCGGGGGAGCUGCGGGUGGAGGUGCAGGUGGUGGUGCGGGUGGAGGAGGAGGAGGCGGGGGUGGAGGUGGUGGGGGACGUCCAUUCUCAGAUCCUUCUCAAGCGUGGAGAUUUCCCUACAAACCAAACUUCUUCCCAAGUAAUGGCCGUCGAAGAAGCUUGGAUAGUAUAUGUGGAGAACUUCGCAGACACUUUACACAAGGAAAUAACAACUUUGGAAACGCACAAAACAUGGAGAAUUCACAAGUGCAUAGUUUAUUUGAAAAUAUGAAAAACUUCCCUUUGCAGCUUUCCAGUUCGUCAGGGAACAAUAAUUUUGGAAAUCUCCCAAACCCUUCACUGACACCCAAUUUUGCUGCGAGUAAAAGUGUUGAGAAUUUUGAAAGUAUGGCCAAUGACCCAUUGUCACCAAGUUUUGCAGGCAGUAAUAACUUUCUUGGUGAUAAUGCGUUAUUUGGAGGAGGGAAUCGUUUAGAUGAUGUUAAUUUAAGAAACUCGAUGGGUAAUGGUAAUGAAUCACCAGACUUUCUGGAAAGUUCAACUUCAAUGAAAAUGGAUUCAACUCGAAGAGUGGAAAGCCUAUGA
Messenger RNA from Paramuricea clavata, 7057 nucleotides. The record is from the annotation of a GenBank genome assembly. Lineage: Eukaryota; Metazoa; Cnidaria; Anthozoa; Malacalcyonacea; Plexauridae.